This is a messenger RNA of Cryptomeria japonica (Japanese cedar), 2403 nucleotides long. RefSeq lists its product as uncharacterized. The transcript is spliced from 13 exons. NCBI's taxonomy places the organism in Eukaryota, Viridiplantae, Streptophyta, Pinopsida, Cupressales, Cupressaceae. The record is from RefSeq and is a predicted model, not a curated record. Bases 41 to 2152 code for a protein of 703 amino acids.
CGUGAAGAAUGCAUCAAAUCUUUGAUGGAAAGUGAGGACAAUGAAGAAUACUCCAAUUCCCAACCCUCUACUGAGAUGUAUGACGCAAUUUGUGCACCCAGAGGCCUGCAAGUGGGGAACGACCAGCAAGGAGAAGGUACGGCUGGCCCAAGGAAUGGUACGACACCCUUUGGGGGUUUCCAAACCCUCUUCAAUUUGCAAGAGGGGAAAUCCCAUCAGGCACAAAGAAACAAUUCGCAUAGGAUGCGGUGCUGGUUUUAGAGGUGAUAGGCCAGUUGCUGCACUACAGUUGCUUCAAAGAGUGCCGAAUUUAGACUAUCUUGUGCUUGAGUGUUUGGCCGAACGGACCUUGGCUCUUCGCUAUGAUAUAAUGAUGUCUGGUGGACAUGGCUACGAUUCACGGAUCUCAGAAUGGAUGUCAGUGUUGCUUCCAUCAGCAGUUGAAAGGGGAGUUUGCAUAAUUACAAAUAUGGGUGCAAUGGAUGCAAUUGGAGCUCAAGAAGAAGUCUUGAGAGUAGCAAAAAGGCUUUCUCUUUCUAUCACUGUUGCAGUUGUCUAUGAAACCUUCAUGAUUCGAACAGGAUCAGAUGCUCUUGUUUCAGAUCCUAGAUGUGCACCAGGGGGCGUCAGUACAUAUCUAGGAGCAGCUCCCAUUGUUCAUGCAUUGGAGGAAUCUAAACCACACAUUAUCAUCACUACACGUCUAGCAGAUGCUGCUUUAUUUCUUGGCCCAAUGGUGUAUGAGCUUGGUUGGAACUGGAACGAAUUCGAUAAACUUGCUCAAGGAACUUUGGCUGGUCACUUGCUUGAGUGCGGUUGUCAACUAACAGGUGGCUACUACAUGCAUCCUGCGGAUCCACAUCGGAACUUUUCUUUUCAGCAACUUCUCGAUGUGUCACUGCCAUUUGCAGACAUCACCUUUGAUGGAAAAGUCUAUUUGGGCAAAGCAGAGAACAGUGGAGGGGAGAUCAGUUUCAGAACUUGUGCUCAACAGCUCCUUUAUGAAGUUGGAGAUCCUAGUGAAUAUAUUACUCCAGAUGUUGUUGUAAAUUUUCAAAAUGUGUUCUUUUCACCUUUGUCUAAAGAUUUAGUUCUUGCCGAGGGAGCAGAAGCAAAUAUUUUAGAACGUCCUGAGAGAUUACUCCAAUUGGUGCCACAGGAAUGUGGCUGGAAAGGUUGGGGAGAAAUAUCGUAUGGAGGAUUGGGUUGUGUGAAGCGUGCAACAGCAGCAGAUUAUCUGGUUCGCUCAUGGAUAGAGCAGAUGUAUCAUGGAACUCAAGAUCACAUAGUUUCAUACAUCAUUGGAGUAGAUAGCUUGCAGGCACAUUCUGCUGAUUUACAUCCUUUGUCAACUGGUGAGCCAAUGGACAUAAGGUUACGAAUGGAUGGCCUCUUUAGUUCAAAGGACCAUGCAGUACAUUUCACACAGGAAUGUGAAGCUCUUUAUACAAAUGGACCAGCGGGUGGUGGUGGCAUCAGCACCGGUGUUAAGAAGGAGACGUUUCUUCAAAAAAUAUUGGUACCACGAGAGAACACUUACUGGGAAUUUGACAUAAAAAGCAUAAAUCCAUCGGACAGUCAAUGUGAAAAUAGGCAUGCUAUGAAUUUAAAGGAUGUGGAGAUACCACCACUUAAGCAUAAUAGAGGUCUUGAGCAGACUCAGUCUGUUGAAAAAACAAUAGACUUUUCCAAUCCACCCUGGAGUAUUCCUACGCGGCCAGCUCCAGCCGGCGAAAAAAUCCCACUUUACCAAGUAGCCCAUAGUCGAGCAGGGGAUAAAGGAAAUGACUUGAAUUUCUCCAUCAUACCACAUUUUCUUGCAGAUAUUGAAAGGUUGAAAAAGGUUAUAACAGUGGAAUGGGUUAAGAAUGUGAUAACGAUUCUCAUGACACCAAAUGCCAUCAGAAUGGUACAGCAUUCCGAAGACCUGCAUUUUGAGGACAAUGCACCAUUCAAGAAUAUGGGCAAGGAUCUUCCAGAAUACAAUGAAGCAUUAACGGUAGAGAUCUAUGAGGCUAAAGGUAUCAAAUCUCUAAACAUUGUAGUCAGAAAUGCUUUGGAUGGAGGUGUAAAUUGCUCGCGAAGAAUCGACCGACAUGGGAAAACAACUUCAGAUUUAAUUCUGGCCCAAGAAAUUGUCUUGCCACCUUAAAUAGAUAACAGUGCAUGUUUUCAUUUUCUUACAGGAUUUGGAUCACACAAUGGAAUAUUGUAUAAUGAUUCUAUAAGCGAAGUGAAAUAACACUUCCAUAAUGAGGGAAAGUAUUGGAAAAUGUUAUUUGCAAUUCUAGAUGUAUGUUCUUUAGGGUCAAUCUUUACAAAGUAUUGUAACAAUUCAACAGUUAUUUAAUUAAUUCUCUAUAAAAGAUUGAACCGGCUGCAAGCUUUUUUCGCUGUCUACAA